UACAUAUAGGCAUAGCAAAUAGUUUCGUAUUCAAUGUCUAUCGUUUUUAAUUGUAGCAAAUUUUUUGCCCUUUAGUUUUGGUGAUUACUGAUAUAAAUUUAGUUUUUUGGCAAUGCAAUCCAAUUAUUAAUUAACAGGGAUUACCCUUAAAUUUUUAAAUAGAAAUCAAAGAGAUAUUGUGAAUGGUGGAUUUUUUCUGGGAGAUAAUUUAUUGACGUUUAUUAUUGUGAAUAAUAUUGAAUUUAGCCGAGCCCUCAACGUCUGGUUGAGAAAAUUAAAAGAAAAACACGGUAGAAGAAAAUGGAAAGAUUUGUCAAAAUUAAUAAACAAGUUAAAAAUAAUUUAUAUAAAAUAUGUCGAUUGUGCGGAAUUGAUAAUCCUAACAAGGUUGGAAUAUUGGAAGAAGUCGUGUUUUUAAGCGAUGAUGGGGAAAUUGAGCCCCCAUUGUACAAAAAAAUAUUUAAUUGUGUUGGGAUUCAGGUAACUCCAAAUGAUCAAAUGCCAAAAACAAUUUGUGCCCUUUGUUUUGAUAAAAUUAACGAUUUUCAUGAAUUUCGAGAAAUGUGCUAUGUCACAAACGUGCAAACGAGAAAACUUUUAGGAUUAUCAGAGCAGCCUAAAUUGGAACUUAAAUGGGAACAAGGUGAAACAGUUGUUAAUUCUGCAAUUCCUAAAAAAGAUAGUUUAGAAAAUAAAAAGGCUAAAACAGAAAAAAAAGCAAAAAAGAGAAAAAAUGCGGAGCCGCCUCCCUUUCUCAAUGAGCCAAAACAAGUUAAAUUAGAAAACGAGGACCCCUUUAAUUCGGAAGUGAAAAUUGAAGAUGAUAUUUUAUCUAAUAAAGCAAGUAAAAAAUUUAAAGCAAAAUUAGAUAAGGCUGCAAAAACUGAAGUUAACAAAAUUCCCAUACCCAAACCUAAAAUUGAAAAAAAAAAUAAAUUGGAAAAUACUUUGAAGUUGAAGCAAGACAAAUUAAAAGCUGAUAAAACACUCAAAAACAUUAAACAGGAACCUAGAAUGAUUAUCUGUCAAAUUUGUCAAAUGACGUUUGCUUCUGCAGCUCUUUUGCAAAGCCAUUUGUUAAAGUUACAUGUUCCUUCAAUAGAUCGUUACUUUUGUGUAAGGUGCAACGAGAAAAUAGAGGAAACAAAUGAAAUUAAAAGUCAUAAUUUAUGGCACAAGUUAUCAAAAACGCCUUAUCAAUGUGGUAGAUGCGAUAAAGAAAUAAAUUCUUUACAAGGUCUAACUAGACAUAUUCGUGAAUGCCAUUUAGUUCCACGUGGGGUGCAAAUAAAUAUUUUACCGAAUGUUAUAUGUAAAUUAUGUUCAGUAGAGUUUCAAACAAAAAAUCUUUUUUUUAUGCAUGGUUGCAUAACUAGUUCUUUGCAAUGUCCUAAAUGCAAAUGUAAAUUAUCUAAUCAGUCAAACACAUUAAAACACAUAGCAACAUGUAAUGCGAAAAUUCGUAAUGAAGAAGAAAUGAAUUAUGUUAUAAAAGAUGAACCGCUCGAUAUAUGUCCUUUGCUUCCGCCACCUUUACCAUUAGCAGAUUCUCCAGUUCCUCUAGCAAUUUUGCCGUCACCUUCCAUAUCUAAAUCAAAAGCUUCUAAAAAUUCGAUCCAACAAACAGGACAAAUUACUGCGGCACCAAUAUUUAAAGAAAACCGAAAUUCUAGGAUAAGUCACACUAUGGUUGUAAUACCCUCUUCAACUGCAGUACAAACAUCUAAUUCAGAAGUAAAAGAUUCUCAGACAAUGUCAACAGUUAUGUGUACAGAUUCAAAUUUACUUAAACCAAAUGGAAAAAAACAGAAAGAAGAGGCAAUGAUGGCUCGGUGUUCAGUUUUAUUACAAGAUACUUUUAGAACUUUAGUAAAUAUAAAACAGGAACCUAUGGAAGCACAAAAUAUACAAACUCCCCAAGAAAGGCAACACUCUGAGGCAAUUGACUGUGAAAUUCAAAUUGGAAAUUUCCCAACACCACACAUAAAACAAGAAGUUUUAGAUGAAAAUUAUAAAGAAGUGGAAUCAAAUGUUGAAAUAAAUAUAAAACAAGAAAUUAUUACGUAUCCUACAAUUUCACAACCCCCACUACCGGCUCUAAAACUAAAGAUUAAAAAGGAACAUGGAACAUUAAAUUCAUCAUUUAUUGCUAACAUGGGAAAUGAUAGUUCAAUUUUAGAAUCUCAGAAAAAGAAAAAAAUUAAAACUUCCAAAAAGAAAAAUAAGGAGACUGAAAAAUUAACUUCUGAAGAUGAAAUGAAAUCUCCUUCAAAUGAAGAACAUGAAUCGUUGAGCAAUUCUGAAAAAACCUCCCCAACAAAGGAUAAAGAGAAAUUUGAUUUCCCUCAACCUGUAGUCAUAAAAUCAGAACAAAUAGAUCCAGAAUUCGUAGACAAUGAGGUUUUUAAUGGUUCAGAUGAUUUCCAUAAUUUCGAUGAUUAUAAUAGUGAAGAAGAAACAGAGCUUUCAAUUGAAAGUACCAAUAAUGGUUUACCUAUUAUCGCAGAUGUACAAUCAGUUUCAGAUUCUUUACAGGUCUCCCAACAAAGUUCAUCUGCGUUACUACAAAUCAGUUCUAUUUCUAGUGGAACUGAAGCUCUUGACAAAAUUCAAGUAAAAGAGACUAGUAAUAAUCAAUUUAACACAGAGUCUGAAGCUUUUGGUCAAAUUCAAAUAAAUAGGGAAAGUGAAAAUCUUAACCAAGUGAAAAUCCAAGAAAGUAUAAAUUCUACUGUUCAAGAAAAGGAUAACUCCAUUUCGUUAAUGCCACAGAUAGUAGCCGUAUCUAGCGGAAUCAAACUGCCUUCGAAAAAUACUUUAGAAAUAAAUAUCGAAGAUAAGUUAACACAAGAGAAUAUUGCGAAACCUCUUAACACCGAUAUACCCAUGCUUCAGAUAUCUGAAGUUUCCUCCGGCGUAAAUUUGGACAAAAAUUCACAGGAAAAUGAUAUUGGUUACGCUAAUGUUGUUAUCAAAGAAGAGCCUGAUUUCGGGGACUAUCUUGAGCAAGCUCAAGAAAUACUAUCAAACAAUGGAAAAAUUGAAGAAAGUGAUGAAUUGAAUGACAAUAAUGAAGGUACAGUUGAAGAGAGUUCCGAUGAAUUUGAAGAUGAUAGUAAUGAGUAUGAAGAAAACGAGGAUAAUUUUGAAAACAGUGUAAAUGAGAAUCUUGUACAACAAGACAGUUUGGUUGAUAAGCCAAUAAAAGACUUUAAACCUAACAAAAAAUAUAAUAACACAAAGCGGAAGUUGAAGAAACAGAAAUCUGCGAACAGUAAGAGCUUACAACAAAAUUUGAAGGAAAGUAAUUUAGAAUUAGAAUCAUUAAAUUUCAAAGCCAAUGAGUCUCAAUAUAGUAACAAUAUACCUUUAGAAGAAGGUGAUAAGUUGAUUGGAACAACAAAUCCAGUUGUUGAGACUGAAAGUUUAUUUGAUCCAAAUAUCAAAAUUAAACAAGAGAUUGAGUUUACUGAAGAAACAUUUGUUGAGGACGAUCAAUAUGAAUAUGGUUCCGAUAAUGAUCAAGACAACUACGACGAAGAUUAUAACUGUAAUGAGUUUGGCAGGUAUUCUAAAUCUCCAUCACCUAUAAAAGAAUUACAACCAAUUAUUAUGAACAUGGGUAUGAAUUGCGAGUCAUCCAAAUUAAAUUUAAUUAAUUUCACUGAUUUAAAUAAUGAAAAGAAUGAGGCUUUAGAUGUGAGUGCAAAUAAUACUGCCGAAAUAAACAAAAAUAGUGAAGAGCAUCCGGAGUUCAAUCAAAAUGAUAUUGAUAAUAACAGUAAAGAAUCACUUGAAUCCGAAAAUUUUGGUUUCAAAAAAAUAAAGUUGAACAUGUUUCCAACCGGGGACCUUCAAACUCCUUUGAUUGAUAAUAUAAAAAAAAAUUCUGAAAGCGAUUUAUAUAAACAGGAACAAUCAACGAUGAAGCCACAUUUAUCACAUGAGACCCAAUUACAUCAAAUCGAUUUGCCAAUUCAAGAUAUUCAUAAAACAAAUCCAGUUAGUUACCCCAUAAAUUUAGAAAGUUCAUCCGUUGUUGAAUCUUCUCAUAUAGCGAAUACUAACGAAAACAUUCUAUUAUCUGAUGAAGUUAAUGAACAAUUUUCAAUAAGACUGCCAAAAUUGGAAAACAUUAAUGAAAUAGCAGAAAACCAUAACAAUGAAAAUUUUGAAAAAAUGUUACGAAACGAGAUUGUUGAUAGUGAAAACUGUUGCACCGUAGAAGACAAUCAAUGUGAUACUAAUUUAGUUGGAAUAACUUUAGCGACAAAUACCAAUCCACCGGGGGAAUUAGAUCAUGUUAAUGCAACUGCAAAUGAAGAGAUGAAUAGCGAUAAUAUAGAAGUUCAAAUAAGGAAGCGCGAAGGAGAACUAUAAAUAUAUAAUAUAAUACAGUAAGCGUACCCUUAUUUAAUAUUUAUCAAAUAAGAUAUUAGGUAAUUUUUAUUGUUAAAUAAGAAAACCGCUUACUAAAAAAAAAUUUUUUAAGUGGCAAUUAGUUUUUCCCAGUACAUAACGAGUUAAAUAUUUACAAAAAAAUUUGUUUUAUAAUACUUAAAUGCAUACGUACACGUGUUCAGUAUAUAUGUAAAUGAACAUACCAUCACAACAAACUUGAGAACAUCUUGUAGGGCUUUCAUUUGAUUUCGUUUCAAAUGGCGAAAUUACGAAAUUAAGUAAGCGGAAGUAACUGAGUCCAAUAAUUCGUUUUUCAUUUAAAUCCCUAAUAUUACACAAUUUUUAACUGAUUUUCUACAGAUUAAUUAUAAUAUUUUCAAAUUGUAUUGUUGUGGAAUAUAAAAACUCUACUAUUUUUAUUUUUAAAUUGAAAAUAGCAUUGCAAUAGAUGUUCGAAAUUUAGAAUAACGCAUAUUCCAAAAUUUUUUUUUGCAAUACCUAUGUAUAAACAAAAACCUAAAUGCACGAAAAUUUGUAAAUUAUUAAUUUUUUUAAAAUCAUUAAAUGAAUCAUAAAGGCAAUUCAAAUAAUUUGAAAUUGUU
Messenger RNA from Condylostylus longicornis, 5003 nucleotides. Its product is annotated as tanabin. Gene Ontology annotation, biological process: regulation of transcription by RNA polymerase II. Lineage: Eukaryota; Metazoa; Arthropoda; Insecta; Diptera; Dolichopodidae. Gene Ontology annotation, molecular function: RNA polymerase II cis-regulatory region sequence-specific DNA binding; DNA-binding transcription factor activity; zinc ion binding. Bases 301 to 4380 code for a protein of 1359 amino acids. The record is from RefSeq and is a predicted model, not a curated record. The transcript is spliced from 7 exons. Gene Ontology annotation, cellular component: nucleus.